Ruditapes philippinarum (Manila clam) is the source of this 2316-nucleotide messenger RNA. RefSeq lists its product as uncharacterized. The record is from RefSeq and is a predicted model, not a curated record. The coding region runs from base 416 to 1717 and encodes 433 amino acids. The transcript is spliced from 5 exons. Lineage: Eukaryota; Metazoa; Mollusca; Bivalvia; Venerida; Veneridae.
GUUGAAGAUGCGUAUCAGUACGCCUCUAUGGUAGUAGUAAAAGAGUGUAGAUGCUGAAAAAACUCGUGAAAUGAUUUCUGUGCGGGUAAUCAGAAAUGUCAGAAUGUUAGAGUAACUGCAUCACUUACAUGCGGGGGGAUUACUAAAACUUGGCUAAUAGUCGUGUUCUACACCGUGUUCACAUAGGUACGGAGAGAAAUGGAUGUUAUUGUAAGAAUAAGUGCCUCGGCUGACAAAAACUUGGAAUUAUCUGUGAAAUAAACAGAAGGUUAUUUCAUAGGGCUAAUAAAACACAAAUAUUCGCUUUUAUUUAUUUAUUUGAUGGAAUAGAAAUUCUUAACGAAUAUACCGGAAAUUAAAUUUUGAUUUGUACCGCAUAUAUAGUUAAAGUUUAUUUGUUUUAUGUGCAUCCACGAUGUCCGCAGAUCUUGAUAAUCAACCGUAUGAUAAUGUGGAGUUUCCUAUACGGAGACCCGCACCUGGAACCCAAGGGGGCUGGAUUAGUCCAAACAUGACCCAAGCCCAAAGAGACCAUUUGGUGAUGGGUUCUGCCACCAAAGAGAGGACACACACACUGGCACCAGUUGUUGAAAGUGGGACGGCAGAAGAAGAAGGAGAGGAAUCAGAGAUUAAGGUCGAAGAUCAAAGACAAAAGAUCGGCACUCCAACAACUUAUACAGCCGGUUCUACAGCGUCUUCACAAUUCAAUAACAUGAAUAAUUCAAAUAAAGUUAUAACUACACCACCAAGGUCGACAAAAAUGAAUCACGUGACAACACCUUCAAAGGGCAACCAGUUACACAUCACCACAGACAAGCAGUCUAAUAAAUCAGACACUUUCUCGCGCACAGUUACAAAGCCACCCCCAUCGCCAUCACGUGACAGUCGUAUAUCAUUCGUUUCUGACCAAUCAAAUCCGCCAGAAGAUUUUACUUGGAGCGCAUUCACGCCAAUGUCUCAAGAUGUGUUCGAAAAUGCAUACAAAAGACAUAAAUAUUUUUACAAAUUUAGUGACAAAGUUUUGAAACAAGGAACAAAAAUGAAGACCAAUGUUUGGGACGUUCCAGGAAAACCAGGCGAAACUAUGACAUAUGAACAGUUGCUUCAAGGAGUGCUGGCAGAUGGAGAAAGACUCAUUCUAGGUGGAAGUUGGUUAUAUUUCCGGGCGGUGGAAUUUUUCGAGCCAGAAUGUACUAAAGAGAUCAAGCCAGCACUAGGAGAGGGCCGGAUUUGUCUGACUAAUCUGAGAAUGUUGUUACUGUGUGCCGAAACAGCGUCAGACGCUAACAUUGUGGAGUAUGGUGAUGAGAAGAAAGAAGGAGGAGGUUACAAACUGUCUGUGUCCAAGUUAAACAACGUCUUCUACCAAAACAUUCCUAUCGACUGUUUCGAGAGUGUAGAGUUAAGCUCUACUGUAGGGGUCGUGGCUGAGAGUAAACUUAUAGAGAGAAAAGCAAGUUGUUGUGGCCUCUUCUCCUGUGUUGGGGUUGGGCGUUGUGGAAAUACAUGGGAAGCAAGUCCACCGUUACCUAUGAAUGUAGUGAAGAGAUUUGUCCGGCUUGGUGUAUACUUACCGCCGUGGAGAACACCAGCAAUAAUGUUGGUACAUCUUCACCCUAAAAUGUCACUAACAUCAGCACGUGAUUUCGUUACCAAGCUACAGAAUCACGUGCCACAGAUGCAAUACCACAACAAACAUGGAGCGACCUUGUUAUAAGGCGACAUAUUUUUGUGAAAAAGCCUUGUGACAAGGUUUUUAAAAAAAUAUUUUAUUUCACAUCGUAAAUAGUUCAUUAUAAACCGACCCAAUGUGUAAGAAAUACAGAACACAUCUCUAUUCUUUAUUUAUUCAAAAUAUUAUUAUUACACGCAUGGGAUCAAUAAAUUUCAACAUCUUAAUAGUACUUCGAUCACGUGUUCUAUUAAGGUUUGUGUGGGUAGUUACAACACCAUUUUGUACUAUAAGAUCAUUUUCGUCGGUGUGAAGUUUGUGUGUACGUGUUGUUGCCUGCUGGUAUGAACUUAUUUUAUUUUUGUAUUGAUAAUAACAGACACAUAGCUCAUUCAUUAACGCUUACUACAUGGCAAGAUGUCCAAAAAAAUUGUCCAUUUUAAGUGGAUUAGGCUGACGGACUGUGCGCAGUUUCACUAUUAACACUUUACAUGUAAAUAAAAACACUAUAAAGGAAAUUAUUAUAAUUGUAUAUUAUGUAUGAAAACUUAUUUAUCUAUGUAAAUGAGUUUUUGGUGGGCAACUGUUUGUGCAAUAUACGUGGUGUUAACAUUUAUCUUAUAAAUAAAGUUCUGAAACUGUAA